UGCAAUAUUAGUUCGCCUUUGCAUAAACAGCUUAUUCUAUCCUCAAACCCGAUGCAGCCACCCAUAGAUGACACUCUUGGCCUUACUAAUCGUUGCACUUUUAAUUCAUUUUCCGUUGAACAUGUUUGCAUCAAUUCUCCCGGGCGUUCCAGAAUAAGAUCUUCUUUAAGUUAGUUUUCCAAUAUUCACUCGUGUGUGCGACAAAUGGGUCUUCACGAAAGCAAUGAAUCCAGUUUCAGGUUCUCCCUGUUCUCCCACUGGAUCCAUCUCUCGUUCACUGCCUGUUCCAUUCCCACUCCAUCCGUCCACAUUCACUCGUUCCGGUAUUUAUCAUCAGACAAACUCCUGCUGCAAUUUCUCUACACUACGCCAACGUCAAACUUCUGUCACUUGUAAUUUCGUGAGAAAUUUUUUUGUUUACAUAUCUUCAAACAUCCCCUGAUUUGUGUUUUGGCAACAACUUUAUUUUCCUUUAUUUUUCGUCGCCAUCGCAUUAUCUGACAAUUUCUCAAAAUUUCAAUACCACUGAGAGUAAAGAUAAAACGAUGAAAUGAAAUGAUUCCGCGACAAUUUAAUUACGAUCCGGAUUUUAGGAAGCGACAAAUCGACACAUUGAAAAUUUUCAAUGAUAAUGUUCAAGUCAUAAAGGAGAAUGAAGAGUACUCGACAACGUUUACUUCCGGAGGGCGGCAGAUUUCCAUAACUGUCUUGCUGGGACCGAAUUUCCCGAAUGAGCGCCCGAGGAUUGUCGCGACCCCGCCAGUGCAGCAUCACUGGUGCAAUGCCAAUGGAGAAAUCGACAAGGCGCCGGGAUUGUUGAAUUAUACCCCACAUUCGGACCUGGGACGCAUUGUACAAGCUAUUACGCGUGAGUUUGAAAAAUUCCCACCACCAUUCAUCAGCGAAAAUCCUCAGAGUAGUCCAGAGCGCGAUUCUUCUAAUGUAGAAAAUACAAAAUCGCCAACCAUAUCAUCAGCAAGUGAAUGCAAUAUUCCUGAACUAUCAAAAUUAUCAUUGGAUGAAUUGAAAAAAUUGGAUUCGGAUCCGGAAUUUUUUGAUGACUUCAUCGAGGAAUUGUCAGUCGUGCAAACUCUGAAUAAUGAACUAGACACGAUGAUAAGUGAGGUUGAAAGAAUCUCUAAGGAAAAUGAAUCGAAGGAAUGUCAUUUGAGUGAUAUGAAAACGAAACUGAAAAACGAUUUUCAUACUUUGAAGAGUUUGGGAGAGAAAUAUGAAAAACUUAAUUCGCAAUAUAUGAAAAAAUCCCAAGAAUUUGCUCCACAACACAUAAGGGAGCUCCUGCAAAUUGCUGUUUCCAACUCCGAUUCAGAUUGUGAAAAGCACGUUGAAAGUUUCCUCUCGGGCAAAAUCGACGUCCAAACAUUCCUAAAUCAAUACACGGAGUCGAAAAAAAUCAGUGCAAUGCGCAAAGCAAAAGAGGAAAGAUUAGCACAUCAACUAAACGCACUGGAACGUGCAGCGCUAUAGUAAAAGAAUACGGAGAGGAGAAAUGGAAUAAUGAAUGAUCUUCUGAAGAUAGAAUAAAAGAUUAGACAUAAGGACACAAUAUCAUACUACACUCUCCUACUUUCAAAAAUAAAGUAAAUUAGUGAAACGAUAUAAACAAUCUAUAUCCAAAAAUUUACUAACAACAACACCAAACAAUGGAAAAAUAAAGAUGUACCUCAACUCAGUUGCAAUAUAGAAAUGAAAUAUAAAUUAAAGUUGGUAAAUCAUUGAUUGAUUUCAUUAAGCGAUAAGCAUAGCGAUAGAUCGAACAAAAACAGGAACAGGAAACAGAACAGUGACAGCAAAAGCUCAUAAGAAAAUAAAGUAAAACAAAAAUUAGUAAUAUAUAAACAUGGCGAGUUUCUUAACUUAUUUUAACAUGUUAUAAUGGUUUCGGAUUUUAUAUGUAGUUUUAAAUUAUUUAUUGUUGCUUGUAGAGUUACUAUUGAUGUUCUGUAUUUAUUGUUUUUCUUUCCUUAAUUAUAUUUUGAUUUAACACACGA
Messenger RNA from Hermetia illucens (black soldier fly), 2012 nucleotides. It is a transcript of the gene Vsp37A, whose product is annotated as vacuolar protein sorting-associated protein 37A. Bases 556 to 1488 code for a protein of 310 amino acids. Gene Ontology annotation, cellular component: ESCRT I complex. The record is from RefSeq and is a predicted model, not a curated record. The transcript is spliced from 5 exons. Lineage: Eukaryota; Metazoa; Arthropoda; Insecta; Diptera; Stratiomyidae. Gene Ontology annotation, biological process: protein targeting to vacuole; ubiquitin-dependent protein catabolic process via the multivesicular body sorting pathway; protein targeting to membrane.